Molecule: messenger RNA, 1593 nt
Organism: Dufourea novaeangliae
Lineage: Eukaryota; Metazoa; Arthropoda; Insecta; Hymenoptera; Halictidae
Product: alpha-amylase 2-like
Exons: 5
Coding region: 1-1482 (493 amino acids)
Biological process (GO): carbohydrate metabolic process
Molecular function (GO): alpha-amylase activity; cation binding
Source: RefSeq, a predicted model, not a curated record
AUGUCGAUGAUCGCUGGUUUACUCGGUCUUCUCUUAGUGACUGCGGUCCAAUCCACUCGCAACGAUCCGCAUUAUGUGCCUGGUCACAAUGGUAUUGUCCAUUUGUUCGAGUGGAAAUGGAACGACAUUGCCAGGGAGUGUGAGACAUUCCUCGGACCAAUGGGAUACGGUGGCGUUCAGGUGUCCCCCAUUCAAGAAAACGUGGUAAUAAACAACAGACCAUGGUGGGAACGCUACCAGCCGAUCUCUUAUAAAUGGGAGACGCGAUCGGGCACGCGGCAGCAAUUCAUCGACAUGGUGGCCAGAUGUAACAAAGCUGGAGUCCGAAUUUUCGUCGACGCUGUCGUGAACCACAUGUGCGCCGAUAAUCCGAACGCAGUGGGCACUGCGGGCUCUAAAGCCAACACAUACAACCGUGAAUACUACGCGGUGCCAUACAGCCGCAAUGAUUUCCAUUCCUCUUGCUCGAUCACCAACUACAAUGACGCUAAUAACGUGAGGAACUGCGAACUGGACGGUCUCCAUGACUUGAACCAGGGGACUGAACACGUCAGAGGCAAAAUUGUGGAGUUUAUGAACUCAGCUAUCGAUGUCGGUGUUGCUGGUUUUCGUAUGGAUGCCGCCAAACACAUGUGGCCAGCUGACCUGAAUGUCAUUUACUCGAGGCUAAAGAAUUUGAACGUACAGCACGGUUUCCCGCCGAACAGCCAACCUUUCAUCUACCAAGAAGUGAUCGACUACAACGGUGGCGAAGCUGUCAAGAAAUUCGACUACGACAAGCUUGGCGCCGUCACUGAAUUCAAAUUCGGUUCUGAACUGAGCAACUCUUUCCGCGGCAACAAUCAACUGAAAUGGUUCGUAAACUGGGGCGAGAAAUGGGGUCUCCUACCAUCGGAUGUUGCCCUCGUUUUUAUUGACAACCACGACACCCAACGUUCUAACAACGUGCUCACCUACAAAUCGUCGAAAUUAUACAAGAUGGCAGUGGCUUUCAUGCUGGCCCACCAAUACGGUAUCCCCAAAGUGAUGAGUUCUUUCGACUACCAAAACCGAGAACAAGGCCCACCGCACGACGACCAAGGGAACAUCAUGUCCCCUUCGUUCCAUUCUGACAAGUCAUGCGGCAAUAGGUGGGUCUGUGAGCACCGUUGGCGACAGAUUUACAACAUGAUCCGUUUCCGUAACGUUGUUCACGGGACAAGGGUCGAAAAUUGGUGGGACAACGGCAGCAACCAAAUCGGUUUCUGCCGUGGAAACGCCGGUUUCAUCGCGUUCAACGGCGACAACUGGGACAUGAAAACGACGAUCAGGAGCUGUAUGCCACCUGGAAAGUAUUGCGACGUGAUUUCCGGUAACUUGGAGAACGGACGAUGUACCGGAAAGGUCGUUACCGUUGAACAGAACGGCAACAUGUACAUCGAGAUAUUGAAGUCUGAGGAUGAUGGAGUUCUUGCUAUCCACAAAAAUGCCAAACUUUCUUAAAGAGAAGUGACGACUGAUAAUUCGAACAAACAGAGGGGACCAUUUAGCAAUGAUACGCUAUUUGGACAAUUCUUUGAUACUACUUGAUAUUACUAGUGUAAUAUAAAUAAG